CUCUCCGGCGUUGAGUUUCGAACGUGAUUUGUAUCUUUGUAUCUGCGCUGCUCGAAUCGCUGCCGGCGUCGACGUCGGCGUCGCCGUUGAACUUCUUGGUUCGGAAAUUUCUUUUCGUGUUGCGCCUGCGCACAGUUGGCUUUCUAUCGUUGACGUCUGCGGAUUUGUGCGCACGUUUCUGCGUUUUUUUCGAUUCGAUUCGCGGUUCGGUUCGAUUUGAUUGUGGACGUGGACUUAUUCCUCCUCUUCGCACACACAUAUACACAAAAAAAAAAAAAACGAACACAGAUACAGUGGCGAACAUGUGAAGUGGCAAUAAUCGAAAGAGCAAGCAACAGAAAUUAGAACAAACCCACAGCAAAAAUACAAAAGAAAGAAAGAAAAAAUUUUACUAUGUUUAAAAUGCGGCUAAAAAAUUGUGAAAAUGGUUGACAAAAAGUUAAAGAAAUUGUCAAAUACAUUCCAAAUCCGACAACUACAAAAUUCCCAACAAAGUGCUAAGUGAAGAAAAACAGUGCAAUACAAAGGAAAUACGCUUAACAAAAAGUUAAAAUUCAAAACAAAUACAAAACAAAAUAUCCAAACUAAAUAAAUAUUAUUACACAUGCUAAAUACUCCCAAAAAACGCUGUUGUAAAUAUUUUAACCCGGAAAUCAGCUGCGUUGACCCAUUGUAUAUACUGCAAAAACAAAAGUAUCCAAUAAAAGCCAAGAGUAUUGGAAAGCAAUCUAAAUUAAACCACUACCCAUUACGGAACUAUCAUCCCGAAUUGCAAGGUUGCAAUUUAUAUCUAUAUCCCACACAUAAUAAACAAUCUACUCGUACUACUACCCGUUCAUUAUUUUAUGCAUAGUUUUAUGUCUUCCUCCCAUUGUUUUUGAUUUUUAAUUACACCCCAAGGAUUGUUAAAUAUAAACUGAACACGGAUUAUCGCAAACAAAAACUCAAGCGGAAAACUCCAGCAAAAAACUGCCAAAAGACGUUGAUACAUUUUAGAAUAUAUUUUUCAAAAUGUCAAUUAGCUGAAGCUGCAAUUUCGUAACACUAAAACUUGGUCCUUGGAUAGCGUUGGAUCUUUUAACCCUCGGAUCGCCGGAAGAUUCGCCUCGAUCGCCUGGGUCCACUGACAAUGAAGUUUUGCAGCAUGAACGGCCCAAGUGAAUCGGAAGUUGAGAGCCUGCUGAUGAGUCCCUGCUGGGGACCGCCCCAGACGUCCGCCCAGGAUCAGUACCUGCUCGACGGGCACAAGCUGCUGCUGGAGCACGACCUGGAUUCGCUGCCCAGCGAUGCGGACCAGAAGAACUCGCUGGAUGUGCUGGACAAUCUGCUGCUGAACGGAUCGUCGCUGAACGCGCUGUCGGAUCUGAAGCCCCUGCCGCCCUUCACCGGCUACACGGGCCACCUGUCCAUCAAUGGGAUCUCCGGCCACCAUUACCAUGCCAUUGCCCAAAGGCUGCCGGAUGAGAGCAAUAAUAACUACAUGCAGAGUGCCUACCAUGCCCAGAACCAAUCGAAUGCCACGCAAUCGAACGGGGGCAGCAACAGCAACUCCAAUUCCAAUGAGCACAACAUAGUCUCCUCCUCCACCUGCUUGCCCGAAAGUGUCCUGAGUGGGAGUGGCGGCGGAGGAGGCGGUGGCGGAGGCGGAGGCGGAGGAGGCGGAGGAGGCGGAGGCAACGAUGCCUGCCUAGCGGAUGUCAAGCUCUUCGCCGAUAGUCAACUAGAUUCUAAGCUUUACUCCGUGGCCGAUAGCUGUGUGAUGAACGGAUCGUCGGGGUCGUCGGCGAACGGCAAUGGAGCCGGUCCAAGCAUAGCCACACUAACGCCCAUCGAUCAGGUGGCCGAUUCCCUGCACAACUCGGGUGUUCGCAUCUACAAGGACCUGACGGAGUAUGUGGACAUGAACUCCAUCGAUGAUAUAGCCGCCAUUAUUGGGUCCGCCAUUGCGGAUACCACGGUGCCCAAUCAGCUGGACAAGGAUGACAACAACGACACGCGGGACAGCUGGAUGGAUCUGGAUGCGUGGAUCGAUGGCAAUUGCAUACAGCAGGAGUCGGCCAAGGUGCUGGUCUCGCAACAGGAUUCACUGGGCGACUUCAUGCUGCCGCACAGUCCACUGCCCAUGCAUGCCAAUAGCUCGACGCUGCAGAGUUUGCUGAGCCACGGCUAUAUGCCGCUGCUGCAGAAUCGCCUGCAGAAUGGUCCGCCAAAUGUUAACUCCUCGGGAGGAGGAGGAGGAUCGAAUCCCGGAGCGGGGAUCAAGGGGGAUCCCCAGGCGCCCACAUCUACCUCGUACUGCAACGAACUGGCGGCGGCCACCAGCAGCAGUUGCAGUCCGCCCGGUUCGGUGGUCAGCACCACGGACAACCCGAACGGGCUGAUGAUCAAUCCGCGCUACCUGAGCAACCCAACCAGCAAUCAGGCGACGGGGAAUCCCCAUCAGCAUGGUGGCUACACCAUGCAAAACUCUGGCCUAUCUCUCAAGGAUAAUGGCCUGUGUUCGCCGGAUCUACUGGGCAAUUAUCCCCAUACGACAACGGCCAGCACGACGGGUUCGGAGCUGCGAACUGGAGCGCCCAAGGCCAAGAGAUCCCGAUCCCAAAAGAAGUCCAACCAGCAGCAGCAGCAGCAGCAGCAACAGCAGCAGCAACAACAACAGCAGCAGGGCGAGGGCGGUGGACCGCCCACAACGCCCCAAAUGAGCGCCAUUUCCCCGUCCGGUUUUAGCGCCAGUGAUCUAAGUGGCCUGCUCGGCAAAGAGAAGCCCGUGCAUCGAUGCAGCAUCUGCAAUCGGGGAUUCCUCAACAAGUCCAACAUCAAGGUGCAUCUGCGCACCCACACCGGCGAAAAACCCUUCCGCUGCGAUGUCUGCGCCAAGGCCUUUCGCCAGAAGGCGCACCUGCUCAAACAUCAACAGAUACACAAGAGAAUUGGGCGUGACUGACGCUCCUCCACGAGCUUUAUGUUAUAGCCGAACAACCAGUAGCAUCUAACAGGGAGCACUUCCAUUACCAGCACAGAAAAAUUAGGUUCUAUACAUUUAUUUUCAAAUCAAAUUUGGUGGAAUUGAAGUUGGUUAAAGCUCUGCUUUCCACAGAACUAUCAGGUAUAGUUUCAUGGAAAGUAUACAUUUUAUACUUAACAAAUCCGCCAAAUUGUUGAACAAAUUUAAACUGCAAAAUUUCAAUCAUACCUUUUUUUUCAUAUCACACAAAUUGCCUGCCUCAAUAGUUUCAGAAAUUUUGUUUAAAUAUAAAAACAAUAGACCAAAGAAAUCUCUUGAAAAUUUGCCCUAAAAAUACAUAUUUUUCAGGUGAUUUCAUAUUACAUAUUGUUUUCAUAUCAAUCAAGAAUUAGGCAAGGAUUGAUAUUUUUUAAGUUUGUUCAAGUUCUGAUAUUUUUCUGUGAGGGAUGAUUCCCGCCUCAAUUUGGUAAAUUGGGUGCUGGAUGGAUUUUCCCUGCUUUCUUUGUGUGCGUGUGUGCCAGUGCUUGGCCACGACAAUGUCCAAGUAUCGUUAAGAUCUCGGGGAUUGUCCAGCCUAUAUAUAAACAGCAUAUUUAGUACAAUGCCAGCAAGGUCACGCAGUGGCAUACACACACUUUUGAUAUUCGUUGUUGUUGGUUGCUUUUGAUCUCUUCGUUUAUUCGUAAAUUGUGAAAAGUAGAUGGUUAGAAAAAUGCAGAACAGUAUAUUUAAAAGCUGUAAAAACUUUUUUGUAGUUAAGUGUUUCACAAUUUUCUUAAAAAUAUUUUUUUUUUUUAAAUACAUUUAUUUUCUGUAGUACCAAAGUUUUAAUUGACUAAAUUGAUUUCUACUUCUAAUCCAGUUCAAUCAAUAAUUGCUUUAAGCAGUAAACAUUUUGGACCAUUAUAUAUCCAAAAAGUUUACUUGUAAAAGGUUAACUUAACAUCAACCUACUACCUCCAACCAAGAAAAUGAAAUUUUGAGCAGUUUAAGGACCACUUUAUGGUUUAUCAUAUCGAGUUAUUAUCAUCAGAGACAGCGAAAAUCCAAAGAGACCACAAGCAAUGUAAGAACAGCGAAGCGUCCAAUUGUCAUUCUGCAACUGUUGUUCUGUUUUGAUGCAGGGACGCGGGCUUCGAGCAAAAAAGGUCCUGGCACAGGUAAAUCGCAUCUUAUAUAACACUCUAGACAAUAAUACCCACUAAGGACGGGAAAUGAGCGAAAGUUGUAUAAAGUUCUGAAUGUUGUCUGUACCUCAUUAUGUGGAAUACUGAAAAAGUGACGCAUACAAAUUACAAUUUAAAUUAACACUAAUCAAGCAAAAGCAAUAACAAUUUUAAAUUAAUUACUUUUAAAAUGUACAAAACAAUGGAAAAAAGCGUUAUAUUUAACAAUGUCUAGAUCUAAGAAUUUGUAGCGGGCUUGGCAAAAUAUUAUUCAUAAUAAUCAAUUUGCGAAAUAUGUAACGUUGAAGGAGAUAAAUCUAAACCGAAAUCGAUGGAAAUGAUGCAAAUCGUUUAGCAAAGUACUCAAGUAAUAAACUCGAUUUAAUUUAGCCAAUAUCGUAAAGCGUUGUUAAUUUGUUUUUUAAAAAGUUUGUUGCUAAAGUUUUAACGUUAAUCUUAACCUUAAACUAUGUUCGAUAUACCCGAAAUUAUUUAUCUUUAACCAUUGGACACACUCAGCACCCGAAAAAAAACCAACAACUAAAUAAAUCAUAAACUAGUUUAAUUCUUAAUUUAAAUGUAUGUGUAAUUUCUAUAAACAAGAGACAAUAUUAAUUGUGUUAUUUUAGUUAUCGUGCAAUUUUAUUUAUUUUUACAAAAGCAAACUUGAAUUUUGUUCAACACAUUUCGAUUUGUAAAUAUUUAUUUCGUAGCUGUAAUGCCUAAUAUUUAAUUAAUUAUAUUUAAAUAAAUUCAAAUGUCAUUCAAAAUGUGCAAAA
Messenger RNA from Drosophila gunungcola (fruit fly), 4910 nucleotides. RefSeq names its product ichor (gene ich). The record is from RefSeq and is a predicted model, not a curated record. Gene Ontology annotation, molecular function: DNA-binding transcription factor activity, RNA polymerase II-specific; RNA polymerase II transcription regulatory region sequence-specific DNA binding. The coding region runs from base 1130 to 2944 and encodes 604 amino acids. The transcript has 3 exons. Gene Ontology annotation, cellular component: nucleus. Gene Ontology annotation, biological process: regulation of transcription by RNA polymerase II; embryonic pattern specification; embryo development. Lineage: Eukaryota; Metazoa; Arthropoda; Insecta; Diptera; Drosophilidae.